CUUAUAACUACGAUAAGAGCAGGCCCAAUCCGAAUUAAGGCUUAUAAAAGGAGUCGCCGCAAGGCACCUUUCGUCACUAGAGUCAACCAUGAAGACCCUCGUACUCUGUCUCCUUGUUGCCGGGGCCUUCGCUGCCCCUUCUCGCAAACCCACGUUCCGUCGGGGUCUCAAUAGGAUCGUCGGUGGACAGGAAGCCACACCAGGGCAGUUCCCGUAUCAGCUCAGCUUCCAGGACACAUCUUUUGGAUUCGAUUUCCAUUUCUGUGGAGCGUCCAUCUACAGUGAGAACUGGGCUGUAUGUGCGGGACACUGUGUCCAGGGAGAAAACAUGAACAACCCGGAUUACCUUCAGAUUGUGGCUGGUGAACACGAUCUGAACACGGACGACGGUAACGAGCAGAAAAUUGUCCUCUCCAAGAUUAUCCAGCACGAGGAUUAUAACAGCUUUACCAUUAGUAACGACAUUUCACUUCUCCAGCUUUCCAAGCCUCUGACUUUCAAUGACAGGGUUAGAGCUAUCGGUCUAAGGAGCAACAAAGAACACAUGGGUGACUGCGUGGUGUCAGGCUGGGGCACCACCAAGGAGGGAGGCCAUAGUCCCUCAAAGCUGCACUAUGUUGAAGUCCCCACCGUCUCGGACGCUUAUUGUCGUGAUGCCUAUGGCAAAAACGAUAUCGAUGACUCCAUGAUCUGUGCUGGAGUAUCCGAAGGAGGUAAGGACGCUUGCCAGGGCGAUUCUGGUGGGCCUUUGGCGUGUGACGGUCUCCUGACUGGCAUUGUGUCCUGGGGCUACGGCUGUGCUCGUCCUGACUACCCAGGGGUUUACAGUGAGGUAGCCUACUUUAAGGAUUGGGUCGAAAAUAACGUUCAAUAAACAUUGUUUGCUCAGAGUUUCAGUUAUAAAUAAAGACACCAAAACAUGAAGAA
Scylla paramamosain (green mud crab) is the source of this 927-nucleotide messenger RNA. Its product is annotated as trypsin-1-like. The transcript has 3 exons. Gene Ontology annotation, molecular function: serine-type endopeptidase activity. The coding region runs from base 89 to 874 and encodes 261 amino acids. Gene Ontology annotation, biological process: proteolysis. NCBI's taxonomy places the organism in Eukaryota, Metazoa, Arthropoda, Malacostraca, Decapoda, Portunidae. The record is from RefSeq and is a predicted model, not a curated record.